GCUUAGCCAUGGAUUUUAGGCUGGUCUUCUGUUCCCUAUUAUUUGUCAUCGUCUCAGUGUCUGCCAAGGCGACACAUCGAGGAAGUAUAUUCAAAAGAAGUCCUAACCCGUGUCCGCCCGGAUGUCCCGGAUCAUGCGCCCCGUCAUGUACAGCGGUAUGUUGUGCGCCUCCACCACCACCACCUCUUCCACCUCUUCCACCACCACCACCCCCACCACCACCUCCUCCACCCGGUCCCCCUGGCCCUGAUGGUCCCAUGGGUAUGGCAGGCCCCGCCGGACCCGACGGCCCGAAGGGACCGCCAGGACCUCCCGGACUUCCCGGCCCACCCGGUCUUCCCGGACUUCCCGGUGCACCAGCUGGACCCCCAGGACGUGACGGCCCCAUGGGACCUCCCGGACCCUCCGGACAUCAAGGACCACCCGGUGAUCUCGGCCCUAUGGGUCCCCCCGGAAAUCCUGGACUGCCCGGACCCCCGGCUCCUCCUGGUGGCAUGCCCCCCUGCCCACCGGUUUGCGUCCACACUUGUAUCAAGGCUUGUGCACCCCAAUGCUGUCACGGACGCAAGAAGAGAUCUCACCUCUUGGAAUAAGAACAACGACAACAUCAACUACUGCAGCUAUUUUUAUACUCCUGUUCCGACGAGUGAUACCAGUUUUUAUCACACCGCUGAGCGAAUAGUAUUUAGUGAUACCCUUCCGAAAUUGUCGUCUUUCCUGUUAGAGUUUAGGAUGUUGCUUUUGAGUUUGUUUUAUGUUGUAUAUUUAUAGUGAAAUCUCAGCUCGCUUAGUUUUUGUUGUUUUGCUUUUGAAAUAAAAACAGUUGUAAGCUUUCAGUGGAAAGGUACGUGAGUUUCGAGGCUUCGUGCAUCAUCAGUUUCUGGCAAUUGCCCUUGAUUUGUAUUCCCUUGGCCUUCAACCGGCUUUGGUGUGAGAGACAUUGCAUUUACUGAUAAAGUUGUAGGAAUGAAGGAAUUAUUUGAAAUGUUUAAUAAAAUUACCUCUCUUAGUAUA
Molecule: messenger RNA, 1014 nt
Organism: Orbicella faveolata
Lineage: Eukaryota; Metazoa; Cnidaria; Anthozoa; Scleractinia; Merulinidae
Source: RefSeq, a predicted model, not a curated record